UUUUUGACCUUUACGAACGUCAUUGACUGGAUCACAUCAUUUUGUUAUCGCUAUCACUUAAGCCGGCGUUAUAUUGCAGCAUAUUUUAAUCUUAAUCUUUUAUCAUUUACUUCGCUAUUCUCGUCCUUGAAAUUAUUGAAUUUGAAAAAGCAACUUUAUAAAGAAUAAUAAAAAGUCCAGUGUAGACUUGUUCUCUUUCAACUGAAACGGGCAGCAAUUGUGAAAGUUUAUAACCAUUAAGAAAUCAAGAAAGAAGUAACACGUAUCGAUAUCACAAUGUCUUUGAAACAGACGACAACUAUUCUACAAAGCAAAAAUGGCAUUAACUGCAUAAAACAGAGGGCCAGUUCUUGGUGGUCAGGUGUUCAAAUGGGCCCCCCCGAUGCCAUCUUAGGAGUAACCGAAGCCUUCAAGAGAGACACCAACCCGAACAAAAUUAACCUCGGAGUUGGUGCAUAUCGUGAUGAUAACGGUAAGCCCUACGUGCUUCCAAGCGUUCGCAAGGCCGAAGAUAAAAUCAAAGCGAAGGGUCUAGACAAAGAGUAUGCUCCUAUUUCUGGUGUUGCUGAAUUCUGUAAAGCCAGCAUCGGACUAGCUCUCGGAGAGGGAUCGGAAAUUAUUUCCAAUGGUUUGAAUGCAACCGUUCAAGGAAUUUCUGGCACUGGUUCGUUGAGGAUAGGAGCAGCUUUUUUGAACGGUUUCUUUCCGGGAAACAAAGUUGUUUACUUGCCAAGUCCUUCUUGGGGGAACCAUCUACCUAUUUUCAAGCACUCUGGGUUGGACGUUAAGACCUAUAGGUAUUACGAUCCGAAAACUUGUGGGUUGGACUUUCAAGGAGCCUUAGAUGAUAUUUCUAAAAUUCCUGAAAAGUCAGUGAUUCUCCUACAUGCCUGUGCUCAUAACCCAACUGGAGUUGAUCCUUCCAAAGAGCAAUGGCUUGAGCUAUCCAACGUGAUAAAGAGAAAGAACCUUUUUGUAUUCUUCGACAUGGCCUACCAAGGCUUUGCCACAGGCAGUGUUGACAACGACGCUUUCGCAGUAAGGCACUUCGUCAAAGAGGGGCACCGUAUCGCUCUGGCUCAGAGUUUUGCUAAAAAUAUGGGUCUGUAUGGAGAAAGGGCUGGAGCAUUCUCGAUCGUAGGUGACUCCAAAGAAGAAGCCGAUAGGGUAAUGUCCCAAAUCAAAAUCCUUAUCAGACCCAUGUAUUCCAACCCUCCAGUCAAUGGAGCAAGGAUUGUUGCUGAAAUUCUAAACGAUCCAGCAUUGAGGAAAGAAUGGUUACCAGAGGUAAAAGGAAUGGCUGAUAGAAUCAUAUCAGUACGUAAUAAACUUAGGGAGAACUUGAAAAAGGAGGGAUCUACAAGGAACUGGGAACACAUUACAAAUCAAAUUGGAAUGUUCUGUUUCACAGGAAUGAAUGCUGAACAGGUUGAGAAGUUGAUUAAGGAACAUAGUGUGUACCUGACAAAAGACGGACGUAUAUCAAUGGCUGGAGUAACGUCGAAAAAUGUUGAAUAUCUUGCACAUGCCAUGCAUCAAGCUACAAAAUGAUUUUAAUGCCCUUUAUGUUUCUAUUUCAAAAUCGAAGUUUUGAAUGCUUCAGUCUCAUAAGCAUUUUUAGGUUCUAAGAGCAAACUUUCAACGUGUCAUGAGAUUUUAUUUUUACAAUUUUUUUUGUUGCUUAAGCGAGGUAUAUGAUACUAAAAAA
Leptinotarsa decemlineata (Colorado potato beetle) is the source of this 1708-nucleotide messenger RNA. It is a transcript of the gene Got2, whose product is annotated as Glutamate oxaloacetate transaminase 2. The record is from RefSeq and is a predicted model, not a curated record. Gene Ontology annotation, cellular component: mitochondrion. Gene Ontology annotation, biological process: biosynthetic process; L-aspartate catabolic process. NCBI's taxonomy places the organism in Eukaryota, Metazoa, Arthropoda, Insecta, Coleoptera, Chrysomelidae. Gene Ontology annotation, molecular function: L-aspartate:2-oxoglutarate transaminase activity; pyridoxal phosphate binding.